This is a messenger RNA of Botrytis sinoallii, 2112 nucleotides long. RefSeq lists its product as uncharacterized. The record is from RefSeq and is a predicted model, not a curated record. Lineage: Eukaryota; Fungi; Ascomycota; Leotiomycetes; Helotiales; Sclerotiniaceae. The coding region runs from base 1 to 2112 and encodes 703 amino acids. The transcript has 4 exons.
AUGUUUCAUAGUAGCAAAUCCUCGAAAGUUACUCUGCACAAGAAACUCUUUGCACCGGUGUCGAUUACUAGUGCUCUGGGAUCUGGCUCUUCGACAGAACCUAAAGCAACGAUACCGGUUUUGUUACCAGCGGAAUCCUUAUUAGAGACAGAAGUGCAAUCGGAAGUACAAAUAGAAACACAGGAACAAGAUAUUGAUACUCAAGCGGAACACAAAGUUGUUGCAAACAGUAUCCAGGUUCUACCUCCUAGUCCUCCUCGAUCUCCCUUUUAUCCUUCCUCCUCAUCUCACCAAUCCUCACACCAAUCCUCAACCCACAGACGAAACAUGUCUUCAACCUCCACCACAACCACACAGUUCGGCUCUCCACCCCCUUCCUACACACCUUUCGUUACAAAUUCUCUCCCUCCUCAAGCCUAUCCAUAUCACGUGCAGAACCAAUACGUCCAAGCAAACGGGUAUCGAUACCCGAAUGGAAAUAUGUAUAGCAAUGGAUUUUCAGCAGGUAAUCAACAUGUAAAUGCGCCUCUGAAUCAUCAACUUAUUCAUAGAACGGGCUUUGCAUCUCCGUCCCCUUCUCCGUCUCCGGGUUUGCAACUUCCUGAUCUGGUUGAUGAGGUGUUGAGAUUGAGAGAUCGGUUGAAUUUGUUGGAGGGAGGUGCUUUGGCUAUACCGGGUGAGAGGGGUAGGAGUACGGGAAGAGAAAGGGAUAGAAGAGGGGAUGUUGAAAAUGAUGAGGAAAGAAAAGACAAGAAAGCGAAAGAGGUAGAAAGGGAGACUAGAGAAGCGAAAGAGAGAUGGGAAGAAAUCGAGAGGUGCGGAUUGGGAUAUGAAGAUUUUUUGGACGAGUUCUUUGGUAAUGAUUAUAGUGAUUGGAAGAUUGAAAAGUUUAAUUUUGAGGAGGAGAUUGAGGGGCGUCUGCAGAUGGAAUUGGGAGGAGUGAAAUUGGUGGAUGAGGUUUGUGAUGAGGAAGAGAAGAGUGGAGAUGAAUACGAAGACGAAGAGGAGGAGGAGGGGAAAGAAGAAGAGGAGGAAGAGGAGGAGACUGACAGUGAGGAGGAUGAAGAUAACGAAAGUGAAAGUGAAGAAGAGAGUUCCAAAGAACAGAGUGCAGAAGAAGAGAACACCCCCAAACCCGAAGACACAAUAACCCUCCUCCCAUCCGUGUUCGUAGACGAACGAACGAAAUCUCGUUUACACCCCUCAUACUCAUCUUCCUCAUCGACAUUCUCUGCAUAUUUUCCCCGCUCUUCCGCUCCCUCACCUCCACGAUACAAUCAACAGAAGUUUCGAGAAAUUCCUCUAAAAUCCACACCAGUAGCCCCAAAUCCUCCUCGGAUUAUUCAGAGACAGCCGGAUCCAUUACUUCCGGAAUUCGGCUGUCAUUACUUCGUAGACGCUGGUUCGAUCCAGAAUAUAACGGUUAUAUAUCCUGUUACUUCUCUGCCACAGAGUAUGGAUGAUUUGGAAGAGGAGAAGGAGGUUAUUAGAUGUGUGUUGGAGGGAUGGAACAGAGGGAAUAUUGAUAAAUAUGGGCAUCGUCCAUCAAAAAAAGCAUACGCUGCUAUUAUCUACCCCGAUCCACAAGCCCCCCUCCCACGCAAAAAAUUACGCGUAGCACUUUCCUUCACCCCUAUAUAUCCCCCCACCCCAUCUUCCAUAUCCUCCGUUCCCACAACCCAAACUCCUACAAAUCCAGAAGAUAUAACGACAGAUACGUCUAUCUACAUCAGCACUACGAAUGGAUGUACUUCCUUUUCACUGAGUAAUAAUAAUGGAGUUAUGGAUCAUACGAAAUAUAAAGUGAAAUAUGGCAAUCUAGAUGUGCAUGAGAGACACGAUGGGAUUUUGGAGGUGGGGAGGUUGAGGGGAGCAUUGGGGUGCGAAGUAUUUGGGAAGAAAGGCGGAGAGGGAAGAGAGGGAAAGGGAGAUGAGAGGGGAGAGGGGGACGGCACAGAAAACAAGAUAGGAGACGAGGAAGAGUAUUGGGAAAACGAAGAGAUAGAAGACGAGUGGAAAGAUGAUAGUCACGACGUAGGAUGGGGAGAUGAUAAGAAAGGCUAUGAGUUAGGAUUAGAGAAUGGGAAAGAGAUAGAAGGGGGUUGGAUUUGA